Papaver somniferum (opium poppy) is the source of this 1356-nucleotide messenger RNA. RefSeq lists its product as uncharacterized. Bases 1 to 1356 code for a protein of 451 amino acids. The transcript is spliced from 3 exons. The record is from RefSeq and is a predicted model, not a curated record. Lineage: Eukaryota; Viridiplantae; Streptophyta; Magnoliopsida; Ranunculales; Papaveraceae.
AUGGGAGAUCCUGUUGAUCCAAAUCAUAUAGUUGCACCUUCUAAGAUUUUAACAUAUGCAGAUAGACUCAAGGGUAGGAAAGAGCUUCCUAAAACCUCCGUCGAUCUUUCUUCUCUGCCAAACCCUACUUUGAAAGAUGGAAAACCUUCUAUUGAGAUUCCUAAUGAUUUAUAUCCGGAAGGAUGUGCGUUAUGGAAGUUUAGUCUUAUUGGAAGGUUAGACUUCAAAGAACUUAACUUUUCUAACGAGGAUAAAGUGAAGAUUUUACAGGCUGAACAAUGGGUUGUUGCUCAACAGAAACUAAAUCUCAUGGAAUGGUUUCCUAGUUUUGAUGCUGACAAACAAAGAUCUUCACGUUCCACAGCUUGGGUCAAGUUUCCUGGGCUUCCAAUGGAAUUCUGGAUUGAAAAAACGUUACUUGCAAUGGGGAAAACUCUAGGAUCUCCUAUUGUUUUUGAUAAAAGAACGUUGGCGCAUGAGUAUGGACACUUUGCUUCGGUCCUCAUUGAUAUUGAUUUUGCUGAGCUCAAAUCUGAUGAUAUUAAUGUCACUGUGGGAGGACGUGAGUUUUGUCAACCUUUUGAGAUCCUUAAAAGACCUAAAUUCUGUUCUAAGUGCAGCAUUAUUGGGCAUUCAGAUGGGGAAUGUAGAAAGAAAACAAGAGGUGAAGCUGUCAAAGCUCCGAAAGUGGCUGCUGAUUUGCAACAGGCUAUUGUGUUAGUUAACAAGCAACAACAUCAUGAGAACAAUGCUGGUACGGAAUGGAAAGAAGAUAGGCGAAAGAAAAAGGGAAAGACAGCUCCGUCUAUUCCUUUUGUGCCUGAAAAGAUUACUCACGUUGGUGAAGGUACUUCAAAUAAUGUUGCUGAUAAUGUUUUGUGCAUCAAUGACACUGUUGAGUUGGAACAACAGUUGCAGGAUAGUUUAGCUCAAUCUGAAGCUGUUUUGCGUAUGGCAUCUGCUGAGGUUGAAAAACACAAGCAAGCCAUUCUUACGCAUUCAAUAUUAGCUAGUAAAGCUAGGAUUGAUAUUACAUCCUCGUCCACACCUUUGUGUAAUGCGCUUGAAGAAACUUCAGAAUUUGUCUCUAACAACAAGUUUAACAUCCUAAGUGACAAGGCUGGCAAUGAUGUUUUGGUUUUCAGUAAACUUGGUGAGCUUACAAAACAAGGUAAGAGGCAGCAGGUUAUAGAUAUGCAAAACAAAUUGAAUGCGUUAACUGAUCAGGAUCAGGAUUCCUUGUCAGACUCGGAUGAGACAUUGGGUAUUCGUGCUCGUAAGGAAUCAGUUCCUAAAUCCUCCUCAAACUCGGUUAAGCAAUUGAAUCUAAAUAAUAAACUCCAACCCAGAGUUUAA